AUGCGCGCCUCGCACCUCAACGUGGCCUUCUGGCUGCUCUGGCUCGCCCUCUUCGCCUUCUGCUUCUUCAACUCGUACGACGACCCAUCCUCCCUCUUCUACAACCAGGACAAGGCCUACACGCCGAGGUUCUCCGCCGUGCGCGCCCGCGAGGGCGACGAGUUCGUCCGGAACCUGCUCCUGCCCGACGGCCAGAGGCAGCCCAACCCCAACGGCCUCGACGCCGACAGGAGGCCGCCCGCGGAGCUCGACGCCCUGCGCCCCGGGCCCGGCGCGCCGCUGCUCUGCGUCGGCAUCCCCAGCAUCAACCGCACGACCGAGGCCUUCCUCGCGCACACCCUCGCCACCCUCGCCGACAACCUGUCCCCGCACGAGCGCGCCGCCGUGCGCAUCGCCGUCCUGCUCGCCGACCGCCGGCCGCAGGCGCACUUCGCCUACGGGCAGCCCUGGCUCGCCGCGCUCGCCGACGAGGUCCUCGUCUACGCCGGCGACGACAAGGACAAUUCCACAGCGGAGCUCCUCCUCCCCGGCGGCAGCGGCGGCAAGUACCGCGCCGUGCCCUGGGACGUGCGCGGCGGCGGCGAGGACAACAGGCGCGGGACGGGCCGCGUCGAGAACAUGCGCAUGGACCACUCGGUCCUGGUCGAGACGUGCCGGCGCUCGGGCGCGCCCUUCUUCGCGCUCGUCGAGGACGACGUCGUGACCUCACGCGACUGGUUCCGGCGGCUCGGCGCGGGCCUGCCCGAGGUCGACCGUCGGGCCAGAUCCGGGCGGGACGACGACGGCGGCGGCCGGGACUGGGUCUACCUGCGCCUCUUCUACUCGGAGAUCUUCAUGGGGUGGAACAGCGAGGAGUGGCUGACGUACAUGGAGACCAUCUUCCUCGUCUACGCCGUCGUCCUGCUCGUCUUCCUCGAGGUGCGCAAGCGCCUCUUCAAGGGCCCGCCGCCCGGCUCCUCCUCCUCCGCUCGAGCCCCUCCCGCACCGGGCGGCGGCAGCCUCGCCGCCGCGCGCUCCCUGCACUCGGGCUUCCUCGCCGCCCUCGUCUUCGGCCUCUGGGUGCCCGCCCUCAUCGCGCUCUACUUCCUCGCCGGCCGCAUCUCGGUCAACCGCCUGAUGGCGACGGUGACGCCCUGGGGCGGCCGCGGCGGCAGUGGCGGCGUGCGCGAGAUGCCCCGGUACGGGUGCUGCGCGCAGGGCCUCGUCUUCCCGGAGCGCCACCUCGAGGGCUUCCAGCGGCUGCUGCGGGACCCGCCCUACGACUUUGCCGGCGACCAGAUCCUCGAGGGAUGGGCGGGCCGCAUGGGCCUGAGCAAGUGGGCGCUGGAGCCGAGCGUCAUGCAGCACGUCGGGCUCAAGGAGUCGUCCGAGGGCCCGCGGCGGGCCGAGGUGUGGAACUUUAGCUUUGAGAGGCAGCACAAGAGGUGA
This is a messenger RNA of Thyridium curvatum, 1428 nucleotides long. RefSeq lists its product as uncharacterized. Gene Ontology annotation, cellular component: Golgi membrane. Lineage: Eukaryota; Fungi; Ascomycota; Sordariomycetes; Thyridiales; Thyridiaceae. Gene Ontology annotation, molecular function: glycosyltransferase activity. Gene Ontology annotation, biological process: GPI anchor biosynthetic process. The record is from RefSeq and is a predicted model, not a curated record. The coding region runs from base 1 to 1428 and encodes 475 amino acids. The transcript has a single exon.